This is a messenger RNA of Megalobrama amblycephala (Wuchang bream), 3146 nucleotides long. RefSeq names its product synaptosomal-associated protein 23-like. The record is from RefSeq and is a predicted model, not a curated record. Gene Ontology annotation, biological process: exocytosis; synaptic vesicle fusion to presynaptic active zone membrane; synaptic vesicle priming. The coding region runs from base 795 to 1592 and encodes 265 amino acids. Gene Ontology annotation, cellular component: SNARE complex; plasma membrane. The transcript is spliced from 8 exons. NCBI's taxonomy places the organism in Eukaryota, Metazoa, Chordata, Actinopteri, Cypriniformes, Xenocyprididae. Gene Ontology annotation, molecular function: syntaxin binding; SNAP receptor activity.
CCAAAAUCAAAAUAUUGGAGAGGGUUGUUUCCCCCGCCAUCUUCUCCUCAGACUCGACACUCACUAAGGUUUCCAGAUUGAGGACACGCAACAGGAGCAAACAAAUGAAGGCGACGAGCUGUAAAUUGAUGAGCUGAUUUAUCCACAUUUUAAUAUGCAGACCAAAACAAAUCAGCCAUUCCGACAUGGAGUGCACAAUUCAAAGUAGAAUAACUGGCUGUAGCAUUGUUUUUAACGGAAUAGAAUAGUUUACUGCCAUUGCACAACUAUGCAAUGAAAUGUUGUGCUCAGUGGUACAUCCACAUAUAAACAUGUAUAGAGACAAAUAUAGACAAGAACAAAGUAAAAAAGUAUAGUCAAUAAGAAAAUAUGUUAAUUAAAAACAUAUAAAAGUCCUCCAGUUUUUUAACUAGAAAUCAGUUCCUUGAUGGCACAUGGGUAGAAACUGUUCAGGAGUCUGGAAGUGCGUGUCCAAAGAGACUGAUAACGUCUUCCGGAUGGCAGCUGAGUGAAGAGAUAAUUGCCAGGGUGAAAGAAAUCUUUUAUUAUAUUUCUGGUACACCAUAGGCAUCUGGUUCUGUAAAUGCGCUCAAGUGAAGGGAGCUGAUUCUCUGUGCUACAGUACAUCCAGCAUACCACAUCAACAUGACGUAAGUUAGUACACUUUCAACAGAGCAGUGGUAGAAGGACACAAGCAGCUGCUGGGACAGUUUGUUUUUCCCCAGUGGCCUUGGAAAGUACCGUACAGUCGCUGGUGUGCCUUCUUCAACAGGGAAAGGGUGGAAACAAAGUGUAUGCCAGCAGAAUCCCAAUCCAGCAGGAUGGCAGACAUGUCAGUGGAUGAGAUCACAAUCAAAGCCAACCGUAUAACAGAUGAGUCAGUCGAUAGCUGUAGACGAAUGUUACAAACAACACAGGAGAGUUUGGACGUUGGUGGCAAAACACUAACUAUGUUGGAUGAGCAGGAAGAAAAACUAAGGCAUGUGAAACAGGAAAUGGACCAGAUUGAGCAGGACAUGAAAAAGGCUAGAAAAAACCUGAAUGAACUGUCCAAAUGGUGCGGCCUGUGUCUGUGGCCAUCUAACAGAUUGAAGUCCACCAAGACUGACAGGAGAUAUAAGCAGGGUAAGAAACCAAAGGAAAGCAAGCGGAAUGUGGUAUCCAGCCAACAGCCUGCCAUCCUCAAUGCAUCAGCGGCCCCCUCCGGCCCUUACAUCAAGAGAAUAACAAAUGAUGAACGAGAAGAUGAGAUGGAAGAGAAUCUGAAGCAGGUGGGCGACAACGUUAGGAAUCUAAAGAUCAUGGCACUGAAUAUGACUGACAAGCUCAACGAACAGAACCAAAUUAUUGAGGACAUCACUGAUGAGGACUUCUCUAAUCAUUUAGUCAGUCUCCCGUUCAUCUACCUACAGUUUUGUGUGCAGUGGACACAGCUCAAAAUCCAAUCAACAACCAAUGGAUCGAAUCAAGUCCUGCACUACAUUUUUUUUUUCUUAUUCGCUAAUCUGUUUCACUCAGAUGUACACCACAAUAUGGAAGAAAAGAUCUGCCGCUACUUACAUUUCAUUGCAACUUUAACUUGCAAUUAUUAAACUUUAUUAAAGUCGGCAUGAAAGGGAAGUUGCAAUCAUCUUUUAUUCCCUAUUGAAACAGCUUCUUGAACAAGAAAAAAUGUUGGGUGGGACUUGAACUGGAUCAGUGGAGGGUUGUGGUUUGCUAUUGCUGUGAUAUUGUGAGUGACAGGUUGUCCCGCCCUCGCUCCAGUAAACGCAUCAUCAGAGAAGAGAUGCCCCUGCGAGAGGAAGGGGAAGUUAUUUCAUAAUCCCUUAUGUUGUUCUUUGUAUGUCCUCUGGACUUAGUGUCAAAAUUACCAGCAGAGGUUGCUGUUAGACUAGUUUGAAAUCUCACCACAAAAAGUGCUUCUUAAGAUGGAGGCCUCAAGAAGCAUAUAUUGUUUACUUGUGUAGGAAAAUUUUCUCAGAACUGAUUAUACAAUAUAAAAGCAGAAUUUCAAUUGUUUCAAUUUAAGAAUCCUAUAAACUCUCAUGCCAACUUUGCUUGCAGGCUUUUUUGUGUACUUAAAUAUGAAUUGAAUAUUGUGUACUUAAAAUGUUUUUAGACUGUUUCCCCAGCAGUUUAUACUUGAUAUGAGUUCUAACACCUAUUUCUUAUCACUUGUGUUUUUCUCAUCACAUUAGUUUUUUUUUUUUCUUCUAGUUAGUUAUGUUCUGCAGUGGUGUUAUUCGGCCUACCACAUUAUUUUCUGUGGCUGAGUGCAGCAGAGCUUGCUUCUGUCUUGACAGUUAGGUCUAUAUCAAGCAGUCUGACGCAUGCUUUAGCUCUUUUGGACUCCUUUUCUUCAUUUCUUCAUGGACUCCUUUUCUUCAUUUCUUCAUGGACUCCUUUUCUUCAUUUCAGGAUACCUGUGACAGGAAACUAAUACAAACACUUUUAACUUUUCAGAAGUAAAUCUAGACUGCAUUCUUAAAUGAAGUGAAAUUCAGACCAACAACACAACUGUGAUAUUUUUUAUACAAUAGUCCAAUAAAAAAGAUGACCCUUCCUUGGGGGAAACCUGUAUGUGCAAAGGCAUUAUGUAGCAGAGUAUGUAUGGAGUGCAUAACAUGGAGUUUACCCACUAGGGGGCCUCAACAAACUUUCAAGAGGCCCUCAAGAUUACUUAUGAUUUAAAAUAAGACAAAACAAGCUUUAAAUUAACUAAAAUUCCACAUGUAAGCUGAUAUCAUAUUUCUUAUUUUAAUUUAUGCAGCCAACAACUGUCAUUUUUAAUGUAAAACCAAAACCUUAUUAUAUAUAGGGAAUUUAAAGUUAUUUCUAGACCUGGAAAAGUACAUUUGUACAUUUUACAAAUGUACAUUUAAAAAAAAAAAUCAUAACAACAACUAGAAAAGUGGUGUAAUUUUAUUGGUAAUAAAAAGUGUAAAUCCUGAAGGACAUUCAGUUUUUGAAACUUCUGGAAUUUAAUUAUUUUACUUCUUUAUAAUUAUUGUAUUCAAAUAUUUUAAUCUGUUGCUACUCUUAUUUUCUGUAAAUAUACACUACCGUUCAAAAGUUUGGGAUCGGUAAGAUUUUUAAUGUCUUUAAAAGAAGUUCUGCUCACCAAGGCUGCAUUUAUUUAAUUAAAA